AUGUCUGAAUGCCACCCCACCGCCACCCCAGUUGACACUCGGGCCAAGCUCUCCGCCUCCGACGGCACUCCCGUCAAGGAUCCGACCGAGUACAGGAGCCUUGCAGGAGCUCUACAGUACCUCACUCUCACUCGGCCGGAGCUCGCCUAUGCUGUCCAGCAAGUCUGCCUCUUCAUGCAUGAUCCACGGGAGCCCCACCUUGCCUUGGUCAAGCGCAUUCUGCGCUACGUCAAAGGCUCUCUCUCCGCCGGACUCCACAUCGGCACCGGGCCUGUCAAGUCUCUGACGGCUUACUCUGAUGCUGACUGGGCCGGCUGUCCUGACUCCCGACGCUCCACCUCCGGCUACUGCUCUUCCUCGGCGACAAUCUGA
Molecule: messenger RNA, 372 nt
Organism: Oryza sativa Japonica Group (Japanese rice)
Lineage: Eukaryota; Viridiplantae; Streptophyta; Magnoliopsida; Poales; Poaceae
Source: RefSeq, a predicted model, not a curated record